Lactuca virosa is the source of this 315-nucleotide messenger RNA. Lineage: Eukaryota; Viridiplantae; Streptophyta; Magnoliopsida; Asterales; Asteraceae. The record is from the annotation of a GenBank genome assembly.
AUGGACCAGGAUACCAGGAGAGAUUCUACUUCAAUCCAGGUAACACUGGCUUCAAGCUUUCGAGCAGAUGACUGCCUCAUAUUACUGCUUGCAGCAGAAGCAGAAAGUGGUGCUGAUUUGCAUUUGCUGCCUCGAUUCACCUCUACAGAAAAUGUAGAUGAGUUCCAUAGGGGUUUACUCUGCUCCUCCAUGUUUGCCUUUACUGUAACUUGUGGAAAGGCUGCUAAUGCUUCUUGGAACAUGGGGGAGUGGGAUCAGAUGGCUGAGUAUGUAUCUAAACUGGAUGAUGCUGAUGAAACUAAACUCAGGUGUUAG